Molecule: messenger RNA, 5410 nt
Organism: Aspergillus calidoustus
Lineage: Eukaryota; Fungi; Ascomycota; Eurotiomycetes; Eurotiales; Aspergillaceae
Source: the annotation of a GenBank genome assembly
CCUGCACUCUGGACUUGCCGUGUUUGUUGCCCCUGUUGCUCGUUUGGCGCCUUGUGCCUGGCGCUUGCCUCUGGACAUUCUGGUGCUAUAUUAGCUUCAUCUGUUCGCUCUUCUUCUGAGCUCAAUUCUUACAAGAAAUUGAAUCCUCUUCUUUCUCUACUCACCUACAAUGCCUGAACACAACUUGCCCGACGUGCCCGUGAAGCAUGCCGACUUCCUGGAGCAUGUCAAAGCCCACCCAGAGAAGUCAAUCCCCGAUCUCGUGAAGCCAUACAAUGACUUUGAUGCGGUGGUACGCAAGAUCUAUGCCCAAGAGCCCGACCAUCCGGCCGUCACCAACAACCAUCUCAACCUCGUGCCUCUGUUCGACUCCAAUGGCUCAACAGAAGUCAGAAUCCGAGCUCGAGACCUUGCCUCGGAGACAGAUGACAUCAAGUCGAAGUACCUGAUGCCUCUGAAGGACGAGUAUCGUAAACCGUCCGGUGCACCUGCCAUUGUUUCUACCCUGAAGGAAUUCCAGACCCAUUUCAACAUCUUCUCCGAAAGCUCCCUGAGUGACCUGGAUUGGAACAAUGUCAUUGCCGCUGGAAGUGCCGUUGCUACUUCUAUUCUCCCUGUGCCUGAGAAGUACAACGGCUCCAAGCGUGGUCUGCGGCAGUUCUACCAUGAGAAGUUUGCCCCGGCUUCUGAUGUCGACCUGUUCCUUUAUGGUCUGACAGAGGAACAAGCCAUCGAAAAGAUCAAGCAGAUUGAGAAGUGCAUCAGGGACUCUAUACUCACCGAAGUAUCCACCAUUCGCACCAAACACGCCAUCACGAUUGUUUCGCAGUAUCCGACUCGACAUGUGCAAAUCGUUCUUCGCCGGUACAAGUCGAUUGCUGAGAUCCUGACUGGGUUUGAUGUCGAUUGUUCCUGUGCUGCAUAUGAUGGGACUCAGGUCUACCUGGCUCCUCGUGCUGUCGGAGCAUACAUUACCCAAGUGAAUCAGAUAGAUCUCUCUAGACGUUCGCCGUCCUACGAGAAUCGUCUUUCAAAGUAUUCACACCGAGGAUUCGAAGUUUUCUGGUCGGACUUGGAUCGUUCACGGAUUGAUCCGUCUCUCUUCGAGCGCAGCUUCACACGAACCGUCGGUCUCGCGCGUCUUCUUGUUCUAGAGAAACUUCCCAAGUCCUAUGACCGUGACAAAUAUCUAGAGCAACGACGCAAGGAGCGUGGGCGGCCUCCUGCUGAGAAUCAUUUCCGAUACAGAUCGCUCCGCGGGAACAUCAAAGAUAAUUGGGAGGAUGAGGUCGCGGAAUGGGUCGAUCAGGAUGAAGUGUCUGACUACCACACCUUUACCAUUCCAUAUGGCCCUAAGUUUCACGCCCGCAAGAUCGAGAAACUCCUCUAUACCAAGGACCUACUCCUCAAUGCCGAGUGGAACAAGCCGAAAGACCGUGAGGUCAACCUUCACCGUCACCCUGCCUUUUUUGGUAGUGUCCAGGACGUCAUACAUGAUUGCUGUGGAUACUGCCCCAAGCCAGCGACCCCCGAGGAGGAAGAGGUAGCUGCGGAGGAAAGCAAGAUAUACAUCUCAGGAGAGAUCACCUUCAUUAGUGACAAUCCUGGCCGACAAGAGAUUGGCAGCUUUAACCCUAUUACCGACACUGAUUGGACCGAAAUGGCCUACAUCGGAAACUCCGCUGGGCUCUGUCAAGCGAUUGUUGACAACGACCUCGAAGAGGUGAAGCGCCUGGUGAGUGAAGGCGUUGUUGAUGUGAACCGGCGCGACCACACCGGACGCACGCCGCUGCACUUGGCAUGCAUGACGUCGACUCCUCAGAUCGUCCAGCAUUUGGUGGACAACGGAGCUCGCAUGAUUUGGCGUGUCGCAGAUGGCCGUACUGCAUUGCAUUUGGCGGCUGCCCGGGGAAGUAUCGAGAUUGUCCGCAUUCUCCUGACCAAGAGCGACGAGAAUGAGGAAGAAGAGGCGCGCAAGGAGGAAACUCGCAAGAAGGAUACCGAGCCGACUGGCUCAGACAAGGAGAGCGAUGAGGAGCUACUCGACGGACCGUCUGAUGACGAAAACGCGGAUGCCACUUCGUACGUCACUGGAUCCUUUGUCGACGUCAAAAAAGAAGCCGACGACCAGUCCACGGUACCUGAUGAGGCAAUUGAUCUCGGCCCCGAUGUGUUCGAUAUCAAUGCCAUCGCCUGGGAUACCAAGGCAUCCCCUCUCCAUCUUGCAAUCCUCAACGGCCAUGUGGGAGUGGUCGAGGAGCUGGUUAGUUCGUUCGGUGCCGAUGUCAUCCUUCCUAUCAAGCUCCUGAACAGCUAUGACAAGUCCCCAAGAGCCGCUAUUCUUACCCUAGUGCUGGCAUCUCAGCUUCCGGGGGAAGCCGCCAAGGCCAUGAGCAAGAAGCUACUAGAGGUCGGAGCAUCGCCAGCCCAGGCCGACAUCAACCACAAAACCGCCUUGCACUACCUCGCCCAUUCCGGUAGCCCCGAGCUGCUGGACCUCUACCGACAGCUCGACCAGCCCGCAGUAGACAGGGCCAUCAAUCACCUUGCUGUGCAAGGUUAUUACUACGACCACAGAGUGGAAUCACCACUAGUGUCUGCAAUUGCAGCCGAGGAUGCUACCAAGACCCGCAAGCUACUGGACUUGGGCGCGCAUCCUUCUAUCAGUCUGGAGGAAUACCUUAAAGCCGUUGAAGCGGCGGACGCCACCAGAAACAGACAUAGUUCCAUCGGGGAACACACCAGCCGCUUCGAGCAAAAUACUACCCAGCCAAUAAUUCUCGCCGUGAGGAAAGACCUCCCCGACAUUGCGCGGGAAUUGCUCCGCCGUGGCGUGGAUCCGAACACUCUGACUGGGGCCGGUUACAGAGUGGUCAGAGAUUCGUAUGCUCGAAACAAUGAAGCUGGAACGUCGCUCCUUGACUCGGUGCAGAGGAAGAUCAAGGCACUUCGAAAGUACCAAGGCGAGAGCAUUACUGUGAAGCCGCCACUGCCCAUAGAAUCGGAUGACUCUAUAUAUCUGGAGGGGUGUGAAGAGGGCACUUACAAGAAGUGGGCGGCGGAGGUGAUGCUCAAGCAAGCGAGAGAUAGGUUCACUGAGGAACAGAAGCAAUUCGACGAAGCUGUCAAGGCAUCCAAGAACUGUGAUGGACUUGAGGAGAAGAAAGCCGCCAUCAAAGCGGUGCUUGCCGAAUUUGAGCAGUUGGAGGCAGAGCUGCUAUCCAAGGGCGCGAAGCGCUUCGCAGAAUUGCAUCCCGACAUCAAAUUCCAGAAGAAUUCUCGCAACAGCUACCGGGACUACUCGCAAAAGCAGGAGCCGUAUGAGACACACUUCGACUUCAAGGCGCAGAAGUGCACCGGUGAGAUGCAGGAAGGGUACAUGCAACUUUUUGAGGCUGCGUGGUCAGCAGAUAUCGAGACGAUCAAGGCUCUCACUCUAUCGCCAUGGGGCCCAAACAAAGACCGGACGCCUCUUGAGGUUGGAGUUACCGACUACCGCAACUUCUCUCCUUUCUCGAUUGCUGUGCUUCGAGGCCAUUUGAGCACCGCCAAGGCUAUACUCACCAUAUCGGUUGCGCAGUAUAAAGACGACGAUCAGCAUAAGAAGACUCGCUACCGGAUGAGAGAGUACCGAGAGAGUGACGAUGAUUCGUAUAAUUCUGAUGCUGAUUCGGAGGACAUUCAACUCGAGAGCCAUGUCAUCGACGCCGAAUUCACGAUCGAAAAUGUCGGCGAAGUCAAGAAGCAGGUCGAAAGCCAUAUCCAGCCGCAGAAUGUGCUGUUGGGAUCUUGCAACAUCCGCCUCUUCCUGGAUAAGAACGAACACUCCGAUGAUGAGGCAAUCGGCGACCUGAUUCAGUAUGCGAUCUGGAAAGACGACGUGCAACUACUGAUUUUCAUUCUCACUCUUGGCCAGGAGCUACUGGACAACAGCACGGAUCAGUCUCAACACUCCGCCUACCAGGUUCCGUACUACACUUUCAGGAUGGCCAUCCGUCUCGGUCGCCUCCGAUGCCUGGAGGAAAUGAUCAAACGCAGUGGUGCUGGGCUACCCCUCGAUAAACUCGCAGAGAAGAGCGGGGUCGAGAUAAAGGAGAAGCCCAAGUACUACCAGGGGUUGUCUGUACAUGGCAAGAAACGAGCUGACUGGGCUGCAAGGGGCGGCGGUAUGCCAGUCACCAGGGCGAUAGAUUUGAGUCCUCCCCUCCUGCUUGCUGCACAAGCGGGAAGUCUGGCUUCCGUGGAAUGGUUUCUGGGUACGGCCCCAGGCAGGUAUUAUCUUGAGUUUGUGAAAGCUCACAAGAAGGAUGCACGGUUGAGAAAGCUUGCUCUCACGGACAAGGGAUUGGAGCAGUCUAUCUUGGAUUGGUUGGAUACGCGACGCGACCUUGUUCUGCACUGCGCGGUGCUGUCAAAGUGCACGGAAGAAUCUAAGCACUUGGUGGAGUACCUGCUCCAACACAUGCCACACUGCCUGGAGGUGAAGUCGGCGACGGACUACACGCCCCUUGGUGCUGCAUUCAGGUCCAAUAAGCUUGAAUUCGCAAAAAUCCUCAUCAAGGCAGGCGCGAACCAAACCGUCCGCUGUGAGGGCGGCAUGAACCUUCUGCAUCUUCUCCUCCAAUACUACACCAGGCACCGCGACCAAGCUUGCUACAAAGAUAUGCUCGCCCUGAUCGACCCACGGCUUAUCUCAUCCAUGCUGGUCGAGCGCUGCGCCUCUGAGCCAGGCUCUGUCACCCCACUUGCACUCUGGAUGGCGAGCGUAUGGAGCGCGUACAACAUGACUGAAGACGCAGAGGAGCAGGCGGUGGACAUCCUGCGAACGAUUCUCGACCUUGCCAACCCCUCCGAACAGAGACACCUUGAGCUGCUCGACGGCUCCGGAAACACUCCGCUACACAACGCAGUAAAUGCUUUGCACGGAACACCUCUGAAGCUCUUCCUUGAGCGCCGCCCCGACCUCCUGCACCGCGAGAACGCCGUUGGAUCCACGCCCGCCGAACUGGCAGAGAACAAAUGGAUCGCCAAAGUCACGUCAAAUCCACCCGCAUCACCCCAGGUAGAAGAGAAUCGCUACGGGGGAUAUUAUGGCUCGAACCGCAGCGCGUGCGCUCUCGUGGAUAAGUCUCCACAGGAGUAUGUGAAGAAGUCCGUGCCAAAGUAUACGGCCGAGGACAUCCAUAACCUUUGCGUAGAGAAGGCGGCGGAGGACGUGAGCGGGAAGAGGAAACUGGUGAGCUUGUACGAUGCCAAUGAGGUGGCGAAGAGAUUGGCGCUGAAGCAGCGGAAUGGAGGCUGGUCGUACCGAAGCAGGAGGUAUAGACGGCGUGGGGAUGAGGAUGAUUAUGAUGAAGAGGAGGAGCAAGAUCAAGGAGAGCGCGAUGAGGUUGCUCAGUGGAUUGGGUGA